AUGACCAAGCCUAUCGAAGUAUGGAUGACCGGUAAGUUGUACGCAAUUACUUCACUCGGUGAAAGAAGCUGACAUGCUCUUAGCACCAGGUCCAAACUCCUGGAAGGCAAGCACAAAUACACCAAGUAUGACGUGCAUGGCUAAUUUCUUCACCACGUGCAGGUGCUUAUGGUUCUCGAGGGACUUAGUAUUCCCUAUGGGAUCAAGACUGUUCGCUUUGAGGAUACCAAAAAGUAACCAUUUAUUGACCUCAAUCCCAACGGUAGAGCACCAGGCAUGGCUCUAAUAAGAGACCCUGUUGAUUCGCAUUCGUAAUUUAACAUAUAUCGCGAUAUCAUAGCGAUCAAGGAUCCAAACACCAAUCUUACCCUCUGGGAAUCUGGUGCCAUGGUGCUCUACCUAGUCGAGCAUUACGACAAGGAGAAGAAAUUGACCUAUGAGUCCUUGCAAGAAAGAGCUAUCCUUACAUAUGGCUCAUGUUUCGGACAGUGCGUUUGGUAAGCUACAAUUUUCCCAUCUAGGCCGCAUGCAAUAAUAUAAUAUAACAUAACAUAGCCAUUAAACCGACCAUAUAAAAAUCACAGGUUCAAUGCCCUCCACUCCGAAAAGGUAGCUUCCGCCAUCAAGCGCUACUAUAGCGAACUCGGACGCAUUCUCGCAGUUCUCGACAGCGCUCUUACCGGUAAAGAAUAGCUCGUGGCUGAUAAAUAUGCAUUCGCUGAUAUUGUGUUCGCUCCGUGGAAUGAUCGCAUUGACACCCUAUCUGGCUACCCCCCAGGUGGAUGCAUGGCAUAGCCGUGAAACAUCUAGAAGGACUUGGAAAAAGUGUAUGAAGAUUAGAGGUAGGUUGAUAGAUGAAAUGGGCUUGAUGUCGAAUAGAAUGCCAAAGGGUGUUAGUAAUAUGGAGGAAUACCAAGUUAAGAUCAAGGAAGAUGAAGAGAAUACCGCGAAAGCCUG
Sclerotinia trifoliorum is the source of this 957-nucleotide messenger RNA. Lineage: Eukaryota; Fungi; Ascomycota; Leotiomycetes; Helotiales; Sclerotiniaceae. The record is from the annotation of a GenBank genome assembly.